AAGGCGCUGCUUGCUCGCAUCGGCAACCCGCGCUCGGAAAGUGGGCACCCGCUGCCGGCGGCCGAGCGGGCAGCGACGGCGGCGCCAGCCGAGUCGCUGUUCGAGCGCCUCCUGGCAAGGGCGCGCGGCGCGCUCGGCGAGGCCGCCGACGCGGCUGCCGACGCGGGGCGCCCGGCCCCCGCCUCCCUCCCUCGCGGCCGGGCGGCGCCGAGCGGGCCGGUGCUGGCCGGCGAGGCGGCCAGGAAGCUACGGCUCGCGUGCUCGCUGGCAGAGGCGGACGGGCGGCCGGGCGGGGAGGGCGGCCCGCCGCCGAACGAGUUUGUCGCGCACGUCGACGCGUCGGUGAGCGCGCUGGUGGCGAGGCACGCACUCGGCGCGGACGCGGCGCACUACGCGUGGCUACACGGCGACGGGCCGGCGCUGCGCUGCUCGAUGGACGAUCUGCUCGCGCUGCGGCGCAGCGCGGGCUUGCUGGCGGAGGAGCUCAAGGCGAGCUCGGGCGGCGGCGCGGAGGGGGGCGAGCAGCCGCCCCUGGCGCUGGCCUCGCGCGCGGUGCUCGGGGUGCAGCGGCUGCUCAAGGCGGCAAUCAUCCAGCAGCAUUUGGUGAUGUGAGAAAUUGUCUAAUGUCUGUGGAAGGGGGGGAAGGAAGGUGCAAGGUGCAGAUCUGCCUCUCUGUUUCGGUUUUGUCUCGCAUUCGUGCUCGUCUACGCAAUAGGAAUACGUUUUUCUUUU
This is a messenger RNA of Emiliania huxleyi CCMP1516, 732 nucleotides long. RefSeq lists its product as hypothetical. The transcript has 3 exons. Lineage: Eukaryota; Haptophyta; Isochrysidales; Noelaerhabdaceae. The record is from RefSeq and is a predicted model, not a curated record. The annotation marks the transcript as partial.